GCCUCUCCUCCACAUGCAUUUGCCUCUCAACUCCCUUAUAAAAUCCCUUCACCACCACCACCAUCAUCACCACGUACCAAUCCACCUCCACCACCACCAUCUAACCAUUACACACACAAAGAAAUUCAUAAUGGGUCUUAGAAGAUCUCACAACAAACAAACACAAGCAAUAGCCGACAAGAGAAUCAUCAAGAAAGGCUCAAAUAUUGAAGAUGAUGACAAUGGCUACCCAACUGACGUCCCUAGAGGACACUUUGUAGUGUACGUAGGAGAAAGAAGAAGCAGAUACAUCAUACCGAUAUCAUGCCUACAUGACAUAGGGUUCCAAAUCCUGCUACGUCAAGCUGAGGAAGAGUUUGGGUUUAACCACGACAUGGGGUUGACCAUUCCUUGCCUUGAACAAGAUUUCUUGUCUAUCUUCUCUUGAAAUCGCUAAUAUUAAACCGUAUCGCAAACACCAACAGAAGCUUUACCCAUUGGUUUACUCAUCUUCGUAUCAAGUUUUUCGAAAUAUUAAAUGUAAUUCAUCAAGCCAUUUUUUCUAUUUUUCUCAUGUGGUGGUAUGAACACCCUUGGAAAAAUAUUGUGUUGUUCAUGUCAUAUUGUCCAGUUAAUCUGUUGGAUAUGUUAAUGAAGUUUUUUUGAGCCACAA
Messenger RNA from Lactuca sativa (garden lettuce), 652 nucleotides. Its product is annotated as auxin-responsive protein SAUR50. Gene Ontology annotation, biological process: response to auxin. The record is from RefSeq and is a predicted model, not a curated record. Lineage: Eukaryota; Viridiplantae; Streptophyta; Magnoliopsida; Asterales; Asteraceae.